AAUCAUUAAUCUUGCUUACUCUCUCAUCAAAUAAUUAUAAACUUCAACCAAAAAAAAAAAAAAUUAGUGUGAAAAUUUCUUCAUUGUACUAAUAAUUAAGAAUGUCUUCUUCAAUUGAACUAGGAAUUGGUCAAUUAUCAGAGGCUAAUAAUGUAAUUCUCAUGUCUUUGAUGGAAGAAACACAUGAAUUAGAAGAUGAAUAUUGUGGUGAUGAUAAACUUGUAAGUAUGAUCCAAUCACUUGAAGCAGAAAUAAGUGCAACUCAAAAUUAUGACAUGGGAUAUAUGGAUGGUCAAGAUUGUUCCAAGUCAUUCAUUGAUCAUCCAGAUCAUUGGAUUGAUAUGGAAUUGAUCUCUUCCUCACCGUUUGAUGAGGUGAAUGCAUGGAUUCCUUGUGGAGAUGAGAUGGAGCAUGUGGAAAUGGAAUAUGAAGAUCAAAAUUUCAUUGAUGAUUAUCAAAUGUGUUAUGGAGUUUUCUUAGAGCAACAACAUAUAGAAACUUGUAAUUUGUCCCAAGGACCAAAUUAAGCAAUAUUAUGAAGAGUCCUUGAGUAUAUAUCAAAACUUUUUUUUUUAACAAUCAAUAUUAGCAUUUCUGAUAAUUAUUAGUAUUAUUUUACUUUUAAGAAUAAACCAUCAAUUUUCGCUAUAACUUUGCCUCUUACA
Molecule: messenger RNA, 665 nt
Organism: Trifolium pratense (red clover)
Lineage: Eukaryota; Viridiplantae; Streptophyta; Magnoliopsida; Fabales; Fabaceae
Exons: 1
Coding region: 102-527 (141 amino acids)
Source: RefSeq, a predicted model, not a curated record